AUGAAGAAAGCGAGUAGAGUUAAGGUAUCACUAGUAUCUAGCCCUCAUUUUAAGGAUGACUAUGACGAUGAUGCAGUAUAUAAUAUAGAUGACUAUGGCCAUGACGAAGACACUAUAACAAGCCAUGAUGAAAACACUAUAACAAGCCAUGAUGAAGACACUAUAAUAAGCUAUGAUAACUCUGCUUCUACAUUAGUUGAAUCAGAAAUAUCAGAAUCAGUUGCUACUAAUUCAGCUGAUUUAUAA
Messenger RNA from Scutellospora calospora, 246 nucleotides. The record is from the annotation of a GenBank genome assembly. Lineage: Eukaryota; Fungi; Glomeromycota; Glomeromycetes; Diversisporales; Gigasporaceae.